Cricetulus griseus (Chinese hamster) is the source of this 790-nucleotide messenger RNA. The record is from RefSeq and is a predicted model, not a curated record. NCBI's taxonomy places the organism in Eukaryota, Metazoa, Chordata, Mammalia, Rodentia, Cricetidae.
UGCACACUAGAAAAUGCUAUUGUGAAAAAUGUGUAUUUCAGAUCCAUCCCUAACAUUACUGAUGCUUUCUUGAAAAGUGUUUGCAGCCUGGAAACAAGUUUUUCUACCUAGGAAGGAAGAAAUGAUUUUGAAUAUUAAGGAAACAUUUUUUCUCUUCAUGACUAUGGUUGGCACUCUGGGGCACAUUUCUGUUUCUGUGAAUUAUAUGAUAAGUUCAUUGGAAGGCCUUGAGAAGAAACCCAUACACCUUAUUCUCAUCCACUUGAGCUUUUACAACACCAUAAUCCUUCUUGCAAAAAGAUUACCAAAGACAAUAGCAGUUUCUGGUUUAAUAAACUUCCUAGAUGACAUAGGCUGUAAGACCCUUAUUUACCUGGAGAGGGUGGCCUGUGGAGUUUCCAUCUGCACCAGCAGUCUCCUCACUGUGGUCCAGGCCAUCAUCAUCAGUCCCAGAGCAUCUGGGUGGAGGAGGCUCAGACCAAAGUCUGCAUGGCACAUUCUUUUCUUUUGGAUACUCAAUGCUUUAAUAAGUAUGAACCUAAUCCAUUCCAUCACAAGCACAAAUCUGAAUACAUCACAUCUGAAGAGUGUAUACAACUAUUGUUAUUUAAUGCUAGAAAGUCAGAAAACAAAGUGGAUUGUUCUCCCUCUCAUGGUCCUGAGAGAUGCUAUGUGUGCUCACACAGAAGUGGACAUUGUGUCCCUGGAAGCUAGAGCUAUAGGCAGUCAUGAGUCCUAUGAUGCAGAUGUUGAGGACGAAGGGCCUCAAAAAGAGGAGCAGGGCUCUUAA